Messenger RNA from Pochonia chlamydosporia 170, 474 nucleotides. RefSeq lists its product as hypothetical. The transcript has a single exon. The record is from RefSeq and is a predicted model, not a curated record. Bases 1 to 474 code for a protein of 157 amino acids. NCBI's taxonomy places the organism in Eukaryota, Fungi, Ascomycota, Sordariomycetes, Hypocreales, Clavicipitaceae.
AUGAAGGCACUAUUGAGCACCGCACCAUCCUCCCAGAACGGCGACCAUCACCACAACCGGAACUUUAAAUUCUCUCAGAUUUGCGUCUCGAAGUCGGCCAGCAGUACUCGUCAUUUAGCUUCCCCGCCUCUGCGUCUUUUCUUCUUCUCGCUGGAGAUAUUGGACGCCUACUUGACUACCAAGGGUACGUUAAAGUUCCUCGAAGCGCAAGUCUCUCGACUCAAAAAGGUCUUGCUAGUAUUAGGGAAUCACAAAUUCUACGGCCUGGACUACCAGUUAGGUCUCAAAAAAGCUCAUCUCCUCUCUAAGAAACCCACGCCAUCGAAUACCCUGGUGGAACCGCAAAAACAUCGAUGGGACGACCCAGAUUCGGCUUUAACAAAUAUCGGGUGCACACUUUGGUCUGCGAUCCCAGAGGAGGCAUGCAGCAUCGCCGAGUCUGAGAUGAAUAACUUUAAGAAAAUAACAUUUUGA